Oxyura jamaicensis (ruddy duck) is the source of this 6750-nucleotide messenger RNA. RefSeq names its product protein phosphatase 1 regulatory subunit 9A (gene PPP1R9A). Lineage: Eukaryota; Metazoa; Chordata; Aves; Anseriformes; Anatidae. Gene Ontology annotation, cellular component: postsynaptic density; cytoplasm; actin cytoskeleton. Gene Ontology annotation, molecular function: actin filament binding. Bases 191 to 4213 code for a protein of 1340 amino acids. The record is from RefSeq and is a predicted model, not a curated record. The transcript has 19 exons. Gene Ontology annotation, biological process: actin filament organization; calcium-mediated signaling; neuron projection development.
UGUGCUGCCCUGUCGCAACUGGCUGCAUGUGCUUAGGUACUCGCCUCCAGAGCUUCUCUCGAGGAUGGCCCUGCUGCAGGGCACUGCCUCCUAGGAAAAACCCUUCCCAAGCAGGGUCUCGGUUGUAGCAGAUGACUGAGAGCGGCACCGCAGAAACUAUGUAAGCUGGUUUUGCAGCCCUGAAGUAAACAUGAUGAAAACGGAGUCUUCGGGAGAGAGAUCAACCCUCCGGAGCGCCUCUCCUCACAGGAAUGCUUACAGGACUGAGUUCCAGGCGCUGAAAAGCACCUUUGACAAACCGAAAUCAGAUGGAGACCAAAAAGCGAAAGAGGAAGGAGAGGCCUCCCAGAGCAGGGGAAGGAAAUAUGGCUCAAAUGUCAAUAGGAUUAAGAACUUGUUUAUGCAGAUGGGCAUGGAGCCCACUGAGAGUGCUGGAGUUGCCCCCAAAACGAGGGGGAAGGGUGGCCCUCCAUCGCCUCAGCGACGAAUCAGGCCCAAAGAAUUUGUAGAAAAAACAGACGGUUCAAUUGUAAAAUUGGAAUCUUCUGUUUCGGAAAGGAUUAGUAGGUUUGAUACUAUCCAUGAUGGUCCUUCUUAUUCCAAAUUUACCGAAACUCGGAAGAUGUUUGAGCGAAACGCUCACGAAGUGGGUCACUCCAAUCGCUAUUCCCCAAAGAAAGAGAAGGCGGCGUCCAACGAGCUUGCGGAUGAGUGGUGCAGCUCUAAGUCUCACAGGGGCAGCACCGAUUCCCUGGACAGCCUGAGCCCCAGGACAGAGACCGUCUCCCCAACUGUGAGUCAGCUCAGCGCCGUGUUUGAGAACGCUGACGCACACAACGUAAUCAUUUUAGAAAAGGCAGAGAACAAUGAAGAGUACUCCGUAACCGGUCACUACCCACUAAACCUCUCCUCCACUGUCGCAAAUAUCUCCUCCCCUGUUGCAAACCUUGAGGGCUUCAGUCCUCUGAAGGAUGCCAGCACGUGGUCUCCGCCAGCCAAACAGGCUGCAGGCCCCAUGUCUGUUGAGCACUCUCAGCAGAAUAGCACGCCGUCAACACCGAGACAGAAGGUGUCUACAGGCACUCCGUCAGGUUCAAAAACAACUGAAGAAAUAAAAAAGAAUGCAGAAGCAAGUGCUGACCCUGUUGAGAGCUCUGUGGUGAGUCAACAGGAGUCGGUACUUGACAGCGAAAGAUGCGUGGACAGUUCCGCAAGGAGUAAGUCAAAAACUGAUGCAGAAAUUUCACUGCGACCAAAGGAACAGUCCGAACACGCGGAGGGUAUCGCUGAUAGACCUGAAGCUGCAGAAACACCGAGAAAUUUAGUUUCAGAUUUGGCAACAGAUGCUGUUUCAGAUGCCACCGAGACCCAUUAUGGUGAUGCAAGUGAAAAAGAAGUGCAUGAAGAUGUGAGUAAUGUCCAGAGUUCCCAUGUGUACAUGCACUCUGACUACAAUGUGUAUAGGGUACGAUCGAGGUAUAAUUCGGACUGGGGAGAGACAGGUACCGAACAGGAUGAUCAGGAUGACAGUGACGAAAAUAACUGUUACGAACCUGAUAUGGAAUACUCUGAAAUUAAUGGAUUGCCAGAUGAAGAUGAAAUCCCAGCCAACAGAAAAAUACAGUUUAGCUGUGCUCCAAUUAAGGUUUUCAAUACAUAUUCCAAUGAAGACUAUGACAGAAGAAAUGAUGAAGUUGACCCAGUAGCUGCAUCAGCUGAAUAUGAACUUGAGAAGCGUGUGGAAAAGCUGGAGCUCUUCCCAGUUGAACUAGAAAAAGAUGAAGAUGGGCUUGGCAUAAGCAUUAUUGGAAUGGGAGUCGGAGCAGAUGCAGGCCUUGAAAAACUGGGAAUAUUCGUCAAAACAGUAACAGAAGGUGGGGCAGCAGAAAGAGAUGGCAGGAUCCAAGUGAAUGACCAAAUUGUGGAAGUUGACGGCAUCAGUUUGGUUGGUGUUACACAAAAUUUUGCUGCAACUGUUCUUAGAAACACCAAAGGAAAAGUCAGGUUCGUAAUUGGACGAGAAAAACCAGGACAAGUGAGUGAGGUUGCACAGCUGAUUAGCCAAACUCUAGAACAAGAACGCCGCCAGAGAGAGCUCCUGGAACAGCAUUAUGCACAAUAUGAUGCAGAUGAUGAUGAGACAGGGGAAUAUGCUACAGAUGAAGAAGAUGAAGACAUGGGACCUGUCCUUCCAGGAGGUGACAUGGCUAUUGAAGUGUUUGAUCUUCCUGAAAACGAUGACAUGUUCUCCCCCAGUGAUGUGGACACAAGCAAGCUAGCUCACAAGUUCAAAGAGUUGCAAAUCAAACAUGCAGUUACAGAAGCUGAAAUUCAGAAGCUGAAGACGAAGCUGCAGGCAGCCGAGAAUGAGAAGGUGAGGUGGGAGCUGGAGAAGACCCAACUGCAGCAGAACAUCGAGGAGAAUAAGGAAAGGAUGAUGAAAUUAGAGAGUUACUGGAUUGAGGCACAGACCCUGUGUCAUACAGUGAAUGAGCACCUCAAGGAGACACAAAGCCAGUAUCAGGCUCUGGAGAAGAAAUAUAACAAGGCAAAGAAAUUAAUCAAGGAUUUUCAGCAAAAAGAACUUGACUUCAUCAAACGCCAGGAAGCUGAACGAAAGAAAAUAGAAGAUUUGGAGAAAGCACAUCUUACAGAGGUUCAAGGCUUACAAGCUCGUAUACGAGACUUGGAAGCAGAAGUUUUCAGGCUACUGAAGCAAAACGGGAGCCAGGUUAACAAUAACAAUAACAUAUUUGAAAGGCAGACAUCUUUUGGAGAAGUUUCUAGAGGAGAUCCAGUGGAAAAUCUAGAUACUAAGCAAGUGUCCUGUCUGGAUGGCUUAAGUCAAGAUUUCAAUGAAGCAGUGCCAGAAACAGAGAGACUGGACUCCAAAGCUCUGAAAACUCGAGCUCAGCUUUCCGUGAAGAACAAGCGGCAGAGGCCGACAAGAACAAGGCUCUAUGACAGCAUCAGUUCAACUGAUGGAGAGGACAGCCUUGAACGAAAGCCGUCAAACAGUUACAGUAGUCCCAUGCACAUUUCAAAAUCACCACUGCCCAUAUGUAUGAGAGCAUCCUCACCAGCAUCAGAUUCUGGUGCUUCCUCCCUCUCCCCAGUGGCUAGCAGUGCAGCAAUCUCACUUGACAACCUAACUGAAAACCAAGAAGAAGGACAGCAGCACAAAGGAGGUGUCCUCUCCCUGUAUGCUCGGGGACACACUCCACUUUCCUCUCCUUCAAAAUCUGGGCACAGCUCUGAAGCAUCUCCUUUGCAUCACCCAUCUGGCAGGAAUGUUUUACAAGAUAAAGAUGGUGCCACAUGUGCCCAGGCAGCAAGAUCAACUCUCCCUACUAUAGGGCAUGCAGAAAAACUAAAGCGAAAACUUGCAGAUCUUGGGGCUCCCUUGAGAAGGAGUUCAAACAAGGGCAAGAAGCGGAAAGAGAAAGAAGCUGUUAGGGUGACCUGUGGCAGUAGGAACACCAGAGAGAUGCUGCAGAAAUCAGCAAACACUAAAUCUUUAUCAGAGCGAUCCUCCUCUCUCCCACACUGUGUACCAUUCACAUGGUAUGGAGAGAGUGGCAAGGGAUCCAAUUCUUCCAGCAACCUGCCAUCACCUACCAGCUCAACUGAACCUUCCUCUGAAAAUAUAAGUCCAGCUAAAAAAGGGUCAAAGAAUUUCACGUUCAACGACGAUUUCAGCCCCAGCAGCACAAGUUCAGCUGAUCUGAGUGGUUUAGGAGCAGAGCCUAAAACCCCAGGUUUCUCACACUCCUUAGCACUGUCAUCAGAUGAGAGCCUGGAUAUGAUUGAUGAUGAGAUCCUGGAUGACGGACAGUCUCCAAAACACAGUCAGUGCCAGAACCGGGCUGUUCAGGAGUGGAGCGUGCAGCAGGUUUCCCACUGGUUAAUGAGCCUGAACCUUGAACAGUAUGUGUCUGAAUUCAGUGCCCAAAACAUUAACGGGGAGCAUCUUCUUCAGCUGGAUGGGAGUAAGCUCAAGGCUCUUGGUAUGACAUCUUCCCAGGACAGAGCAAUCAUUAAAAAAAAGCUAAAGGAAAUGAAAGCAUCCCUGGAGAAAGCUCGCAAAGCUCAAGAGAAAAUGGAAAAGCAAAGGGAAAAGCUUCGGAAGAAAGAACAAGAGCAACUGCAGAGGAAAUCGAAGAAAACAGACAAGUGUUCAUCAGAUGCAACAGAGGGCACUAAUGAGCAGUGAUGAGCAGAAGUGCUGCUGAGUUAGUAACGUGGAGGCACUUCGGGGAAGAGAAACUCAUAUCCACUCUGUUGCCCCUUCAGCUUUCUUGCAUCCAUUACACAUGAGUGUGUACAGAGAAACGGGGCUAUAAAUAGACCGACUAGGGAACUUUAUAUUGUGUAGUUUUAUUUUCCCGCAUAUCCAGUUCACGCUCGUUGUUGUUGCCAUGUUAAACAGUCCCAGCCCCUCGGUUCGUUUUGUUGUUGUUGACAACUAACAGAUUUCAUAUUUGCGUGGCGGUGUUUCCUUCCAAACUACUCUUUUCUAUUGAGCUCUGUGUGGUUGGUCACUUCAAUAACCAGCAUGAUGCUGAGGAGCAUGGUCCACUGCUUCCCCUCUUCUGAACAGGAUGGGCAGUCAAAGCAAUCAGUGAACGCUUAUUCAGCUGGGUAGAAGGAGUCGUUCUCUGCCUGAUAGGAGCUGACCUAACUUUCUAACUGGAACUUCAGCUUCUCUGCUGGGUUUUGAUACUCAGUUCCGUCUACUGGAGUAAGUUUCAUCUUGCAUCAGUACCUUGAAGCGACACUGCUCUGGAAACACAAGUGUUCAGUGACUUCUUAAUAUACACUGGAGAUAAAGACAGGAGAGUUGAUAUCCCCUCUGGGUAAAAGACAGGAGGUGAAACUCUUUCUGUUAACUGUACAAUAGUUUAUCCAGGAAGGAGGCAAAGCCUUAAAUGAUUAUGUGGGUUUACACAGAAAUCUGAGGAUAACAUUUAUCCUUUAGGUAUCUGAGCAAGGAUGAAUUUCUAACUAGAGCACAGCAUAUAGAUCUGUAUAAAUUUCUUUGUGCUCCCAGUGUGUAGGCAACUUUCUUAUAGCACACUCCGCUUUCUUUUUCAUGUAUUUUGAACAGGAAACUGGGCUUAUUUUGUUUUGUUUUGUAUUUUUUUCCAAGAAAACACCCCAUCUUCAGAUGCAUUCUCCAAUAAGUAUUGGAAGUGUAAGUUUUGUGCUGUGCUGUUAUGAAGCUGUCAUUGGAAACAUUAUCAGAGUCUGCUAAAGACUUUCAGUUUUUACAGAAGUGCACUUUAAGAAGAGGAAGAAGAGGGAUUCUGGCUAAAAUUAAAUUCAGUACAUUGCUGUUGAGAUCAAUGCUGCCCUGGAGGUGACGGUUACUAAAUCCAAAGCUGCCAUGUAUUAACUAUUUUGAUUGAUUUGUUUAAAGAAUAUCCCUACCAAAACAUGCAUUUGAAGUGUAGGCUGUAGAGUAUUUGGAUGGUUUAACAGUGGGCUUGUUACAUACGUCAGAGGUUUCUAUUAUCCCAGUCUGUGAGUCCAUUGACAAAGCCUGCUGAGUAGUUUUGACUAUGACAGAAGCAGUGGAUAAUGUUACUGCCUCUUAAGAGCAGUAUUAUAAUAUUCAGUAUUUCUUGAAAGGAAUGGAAAGACAACCAGCAAAUAUCUACAAGAAGCUGAAGGUGUUACAUUACUGCUCUUAGUCAAACCUAACUACGCAGCAGUGUUUGUAUUUGAAAAGCAUCACUUCGCUUUUGUGCAUCCUGCGAGUUGCAGUCUCCAUCUAGUUAGUCAUGUUAACAUGUGAAUUGUUUAAGACGUUGAUGCACACUUACAAAUUUGAACCUAACAAUUGCUGGGCUAAAAAAUGCCAACAUUGAGUUCUUUGGAAGAAAAUGUUUGUUCUGUUUGGCUUGGCUUCUCUUCUGCUCUGUACUUUAUGGCAUUCAGAUCUGUGUCUGUCGAGUUCUCUGAAGCUCAGAUUUGAAACAGUUGGGGUGCAAUGUUUAGAGUUAAAUGUCUUUGAUCAUAAUAAUUUCUUUGAUGUGUAAAAUGCUCUGUCAACUGACAGAGCCUAGUUCAUUCAAAGCUAAUACACAACAGAUCUAUUUAGUCUUAGCUUUAUUUUUCCUUCCAAAUCCAAUUUCUACAAGUUCCUGAUGUAUGCUUUAUUCAAAUACAAAAAUGAAAUUACCAUAAGAGAUACUUCAUAAUAUUUCUAAAGGCUUGUGAUAUUUUUCUUGAGAUAGACCACUGGAAAAAAAAAUAUACCUGCUAACAAGAAUUCCGCAUUGAAAUGAAUCUUUCUGCACUCUUCGCUGAAGAAAAAAUAUACAGAUGUUUAAUAGCCUCAUUCUGCUAUUUUAGGAGGUUUUGAAUUUAUAUUCAAGAGAAGUUAUCUGGAAGAAACUGGAAAUUUAAUAUUUUAAAUACAAUGUUGAUAAAAUGCAUUCAAUGACUUUAAAUUAUGUUUACGUUAUAAUGUUUAAGUGGUUGUAUGCAGUAAUCUACGGUGGUGUUCCUCUUCUGUGUUCUCUGUUUUCCUAGGAACCUGAGCAGACUGCUCGGCAUUACACACUUAAGUUUUCCCUCUUGCUGCUUAAAACAGUGUCUCACUAAUUUCUUUGUAAAUCAAGCUCUUAUUCUGCAGAAUAACUAAUUCGAUUUAAGUCCCUUAGGUAUUCGGUGGGUUUUAUUGCUUUGUGCUAAUUUUACUUUGUUAGUCUCUGAUUAAAAAAAAAAAUCUAACUUAAAAAGCAG